Diorhabda sublineata is the source of this 8207-nucleotide messenger RNA. It is a transcript of the gene Elys, whose product is annotated as protein ELYS. The transcript is spliced from 22 exons. The record is from RefSeq and is a predicted model, not a curated record. The coding region runs from base 157 to 7725 and encodes 2522 amino acids. NCBI's taxonomy places the organism in Eukaryota, Metazoa, Arthropoda, Insecta, Coleoptera, Chrysomelidae.
CAUUACCAACAAAAAACACGACAUAAAUCACAAUGUUUACAAAAAUUGUUUAAAUUUAAAUGAUAAGUCAAACCGUUUCUUUUUUAUGUUAUAAAAUCUCAAUAAUACAACUCGUUACUGAGUUAUUGUCACUAGUUUUGCUAAUAUAACCUAAAAAUGUCGUUUUGUGUUAAAAAAGUAAUUAAUUUUCCUCAAGGCGGAUUAGAAUCUAUAACUCAAGGUGACACUGUAUCAUUUGAUUGCAAAGAUUCUCAAUUACUAGGAGGAAUUUUCCAGGAUAAUCGUUAUGUGUGGCAGUCUAAAGGGCCUGUUUUAGAAGUAAGGAAUACUAAAACGGGUUCUAAAGUUAGUGCUUGGAUAUUUGGAGGAGUACUUAAAGAUUCUAGUACUAACAUAAUAUGUGUAGAAGAAAUACGUAGACCAAAUGGCAGAAUAUCUCUAUUGGCAGUAGGAAUUGACUGUACCAUUAGUGGUGGAAUAAUUUGUAUUUUUGAUAUAUUUAGUUCCAAAGUGCUAAGAGCAAUACAAAUAAAAGAAAAGAUUUCAUCUCUUCAUAUAAUUGAUCCUGGUAUAGAAGAUCUGAAUUUACCAGGUCCUUUAAGAAAUUUUGAUGGAAUCCUAGCUGCAGGGACAGAAGGAGGAGAUGUAUUACUCAUAGACAUAUGUAGGCAAAUAUGUGAAGAGUCUUUGCAUUCAUUAUCAAAAAGAGAUGAAUUAAAUCCAUCUCAAUUGUUCCUUCUGACUUCAAAACAUAUACCAAAAAUUGAACAUUAUAAAGAAAGGUCAGUUAGGGAUGGAGUUCAUCUUGCAAUACAUUUAAAUGCAGUUUUUAAUAGUGCAACUGAACAUUUUGUACUUAAAGGACCAAAGGGUGACGACAGAAUUCAUGUGAAUAGAGAGGAAGUGGCAACAAGUGCAUUGUACUACUGCUCCCAGUUAACAUCCCUACUAGUUGGCUAUAAUUUUGGAGCUUUCCAACUUUGGAAUUUAACAACACUUGAACUAGUUUAUACAUCUCCAGUCUGUGAUGAACAUCUUCCUAUUACUCAUUUUGCUCUACAAGAACCGACAGAUGAUCCCCGAGCUUUUUGUUAUAUUUGGGUUUCAUAUAGUAAUACUGUUUCACACCAGACUGGUUUAUCUUUUGCGGCAAUGUAUUCUUUAUGCUAUGAAUCGAAAGAGUAUCAAGAAGGUUAUGGAUAUUUAUAUCAAGAUUUCCAUUAUUGUUCCAUUCGAUUUCAAGUCGAACUAGGACAACUUGAAGCACACAGAAAUGGACUUCUACCUAAGGGAGGUUAUUGUCUAGGAUUUCAACCAAUUACGAAACUAUCUACAAAUAAAGAAUCGUUUAACCAUUCUUCAGUGGGAGACACUUUAGCACUAUGUUUGGUUUCUUGGGUUGUUUGGUAUUCAAAAUCUGAUACACAAACUUGCUGCAUAUUAUUUGAUCUCAAUCAAUGGUAUAAAGCUCAAAUGCCCAAUUUCACAAACUGGAAAGACUGUACAAACUAUUUACUAACUGUUGGUAUAAGUGAUUCGAUCUAUUUAAAUGGACAUAAAACUGCUACAAUUUCCAGCAUCUUAUUAGAAAAUAAAUCCUUAUCUCAGUUUAUAGGAGUACAAAGAUUGGAAGAACAUUUCUAUCCGACAUCUCUAAAUUUCAAUCUAUGGAUAUUAAGAGAGUCUGAUAUUAUAUUUAUGGUGAAUCAAGGUAUACAGAAAUCUUUACUUACUCAGUUGGAAUCAGUAGGACCUUUAUGCCUUGUAAGACCAAGUGAUGCCUGUAAACAGGCCCUUAAUGUUGGUUUAAUACCCCUAUUCAUUGAUAUACAUUCAAGUGGGAACUUAUCAACUGAAAUGCAAAGAGAAAUAAUCUUGAAUGUAGCAUUAGAACAUCAGCUUAUAGGAUGGUUAUGCAAAUGCGCUUCUGAAUGGGCAAAUGGCAGUUUCUCAUCAGCUGGGUGCUCUCUGGAUUUUAUUCUAACUUGGGCUUUUCAAAGAGCCAUCGUUUUGAGAACGAACUGUGAUAAAUACUGCACUUCCUUAUUUGACUAUUCUCAAUUGAGAUUGGAUACUAAUACCAGUAUUUUGUUGAAUAAUUGUACUAGGCAGAUCAGUGGUCUGUGUGUAUUAUAUAAACAUAUUGUUAAUAAAUUAUGCAGUUUUGUGGGAUGUUUGGAUGUUGUCAAAGAACAAUGGACAGCUUUGGAGAUGGUUUCAACUUAUUUCGAGGUUUUACAAUGGCUUGUAAAUGUUGGUCUACUACCAGAAUGUCAUCCUUCAACUUAUCCUCGUCCUGAUAACUCGGAACGCAUCAGCGCCCCAUAUCCAGUACAGGAAUUAAAAGAAUUUUACAAUGAAAAGCGCGCUGAAAUGCGAUUGUUGUGUAAAGAAUCGUUCGAAAAUGAUGAUAGUUUAUUAUUCAUUGAUAAUUUAAUUGAAAGAAAGUGCGGAGGAAGUAGAUUACAGAAAUUGUGGCAGGAAGAUGAUGGCGACGGAUUAUAUCCCCCUCCUUCCUUGCAGAGUUUGAUUAGAACAUAUCUGGUGGAUGGAGCUGGUAUCUGCCAUAGGCAUUCAUUGGUAAUUUAUUUAUUUUUGGAUUUGGCUAUGGCUCUAGAUCAAAGCAGAUACUCUUCUGUUGUCACCCAUCUAAUAAAGUUCCCUGCCGUUUUCAAAGUAUCUCCAAGUAUAAUAAAGAUCACUCAAGCUUUUUGGCAACUAGAUCAUGGAGAUUUUACAACAGCAAUGGAACAACUCCUAGACCCAUUCGUAUUGGGUGAAGAUCUUCAGUCGUGGCACCAUACCUUAGUAAUGAGAUCACUGUUGAUUCAUAAGCAUCCAAAUUUUGCAUUAUUAUAUAUGAAAAUCAGGAAACCUCCAAUCACAGAUGAAAAAGAUGUAUUAACAGCCAUAAGUUUGUUCAUUGCUAACAAUAUGAUCGAUGAAGCUUUCUACUUUAAAAAACAAUAUCAGAAUAAUGACGAAAAGAAGUUGUUGUCACAUUUAUUCCAUGAAUGUAGCAAAAGUGAUUCUCUGCAUUUAGUGCUUUAUAAAUGCUUGAAUACAGAUGAAGAAAAAGCAUUUUUCAAAUAUUUAAGAAGCGUCGAAAAUCCUACAUGUGAUGAUUUGCAAAUUUUCUAUUAUCUUUUGCGGUCAAGGUUCAUAGAAGCUUUUGAUACUCACUCUAAUAUUAGGAGAAAGUUUCCAGAAAGGCAAGGAUUAAUUGGACAAAGCAUGGCAACUAAAACAGAUCAGAUUGUCAAAAUAUUUCAAUCGCUUUUACCAGAUGUUAAUAGAAAGUUAGUUGAUUAUAUUAGAAAGGAAAGAACCAACAUAUGGAAAGAAGUGGAACGACCAACUCCAAUGUCCGUUUUUGUCCAUGACACAACUGAACAAGUAAAGUAUAAAUCAACAUUGAUUCACGCUGCUUUAACUAAAGCUAAACGAACUUUUAAUGAGUCUAUUAACCAAAGUCAGUAUACAGAUUUGGUUACGGAGGAAACGCCAUUUUUAAGAACCCCAACAAUCUGUAAAAAUGGAAAGAGGAUUUUCACUCCAGUUAUAACUCCAAAAAUAAUCGAUUCUAAAGAUAAAGAAGACGUCUAUACACCUCCGAGUAAACGAAUGAGGUUAAGUCCAAGGACAAGUACCACCAGUCCACCUUCUAAAUCGAAAAAAUCUGGUCAUGCACUCACCCUUACACCAAUUGUAAAAAGGAAGAUUUCCUUUCUUCAUGAUCAAUCAAUAACCGGAACCAAUGUAUGCACUCCGCAAAGUAUUCUAAAGGUCAGACAUCUAGUUCAACAAAGAGAUAGUAUCACAGAUGAAAUAUUCCCAGGAGAAGAGGCUGAAAAUCAAUAUCGUAAUAUCUCUUUACAGCGUACUAGUUUGGGUUUACAACCAAGAAGUUCUUUAUCUCGAACUUCUAAAAGACAGCAUGUCCAAUUCGAUGCAGCAACGAGAUUUUCGACAUCUGUCAGUGAUCAAAGCUCUAGGUUAUUAGACAAUACUCCUUUAGAAGAUAUACUACGUAAAUCUUCUAUAUCAUCUAAAGAUGUUAGCUCUAUAUUAUCCACAAGUGACAAUGAAGAACCCAGUGAUGAAGUUUUUUAUUCUCCCGAAAACUCUGCUAAUUUAACGGAUGAAAACAUAGAAGAAAAAAAAUCAGAAGAUAAAGUGAAUGAAAAACUUAAUGAUCAGCAUAUUGAGGAAAAGAACAAUAUUGAAAAAAAGAGUGAGGUAGUAAUAGAUGAAUGUACUGAAGUUAAAGAAAAGGAGAUUCCAGCUGAAGAAAAUAAAGUCACUAAAGUAGCAGUUGGUUCUCCUAGAGCGAGAAAAAGUUACAAAAGAUCACUUGGUGAAAUGUCACCUACGCGCUCUAGUCCAAGACUAUCAAAAUUAUCAAGUCAGAAUCAAUCAGUGUUAUCUGAUAUUUCCGAAAAACCAUCAACAACUAGUAGUUCAAUGUCGACUGAUUCUCUGUCUCCCAAACCAACAAGAAUAGUAUCAAAAGUGAAAGGAAGGAAAUCUUUGAGUCGACAAGUUUUAGAGAACAAUGCGUUUUCUCAGAUACGAGGCCAAACACCUAAGGAAUCUGUCAUUUCAAAAGAAGUUUCUAUUUCUCAAUCUGAAAAAAUUGUGGUUACUGAAAAGUCUUCUGAAGAAUCAAGAGUAACUACAGUAGAAUCACAUCUUAAUAUUGUUGAUACAUUGGAAAAUUCUGAGAAAACGCCUGAUAUUAAAAAAUCUCAUACUUCUAGCAGUUUUGUUUCAAAAACACAAUGUUUAGAAAAAACUUUUGAUACCGAUACCUCCAUAGAUACUGAUGUGAGCUACAAAUAUGAUGAACAAGAAAGCUCUAGUAUGAAAUUAUCAGAUUCUUUACAAGAAUAUAUAGAUUUUCUCAUGGCUAGUGGUAAAAAAAAUCGAGAAAAAGAACAGAAGAAUGAACUAUCCAAGGUUCAACUAGAUUUUGCCAGAGAGGAAGAAAAGGACAAAGAAGAAGCGGUAGAUUACGAGGAAGUACUUUCAGAUGCUGAAUCAGAAGAUGAUAAAGCUGUAGAAGUCCAUGAGUUGUCAUCAGAAAUUGAAGAACUUGCAGGGGAUAAAGAAGAAAUAGUAGAUGUUGACGUAAAUGAACAUAUUGAUACAAAUGAAAAAUAUGUUAAAGGAAGCCCCAACGAAAUAAUAAUCAAAGAUCAAUUUUUAACUGAGCUCACUCCCGUCCCAAUGCAAGAACUGCCGCCAAAUUUGGAAGGUGGUGAUACCUCAUCUAAGCAUUUUUCUCUUGUCAUCGAGGACAGUAGUUCAAAUGAUGAAGAAAAUUAUAUUAAUGAAUUCGAUAAAUGGGAAAAUAAUAUUUUUGGAGUAACAGACGAUGAAACUACUUUCCAAAAAUCCAAGAGAAGUUCGAUGCUCUCAGGUACUCCGAACGAAAGUUAUUGUUUACCAGAUGCGGAAAUGGCCUUUUUAGAAGAUCCUUUAGAACCGAUUGUAACUAAAUCAGACAGCGUUAUUUUAAUUUCAAGUAGCGAUGACGAAGGUAGUUCUAAACAUUCUAUUACAUCCAAUCAUUCGGCCUACAGCAAAACAACCGAAGAAUACAUUGAGCGUACAGACAGCACUGACGCUUCUAACAGUACAAAAGAAUUUGAAGAAGAAAAUGCGGAGGUACAAUUUCAAUACGAAGAACAAAGUGAAAGAGGUGACUCUGAAAGUGAUAAUAAUUCUGAUAAUAAUAGAUGUAUUGGAGAAGAAGACAAGCGGACGGAAAAUGAGUUGAUUCAAGAUAAGAUUGUUCUAGAACUAAAAGAAGAAGACAGGCACCAUGAAAUACACAUGAAAAAAGCUCUGGAAGAUAGAUUUAUAGCCAAUCAAUAUCUUGAAGAUAAUAGUGCACCUGAUAAAAAAAAUGAAAAUAAUACUACAAAAUCAGAUUCGAUAACGUUAUCUGAUAAUAAUAUUUCUAAUAAAAAAGAGUCGCCUAAAGCAAAAGAAUUUGAAGAUGAAAAUAAAGAGGCUGAAGAAGUGAAUCCUUUAGAAUUCAUUGCGAAGAUAGAUGACCAACUAUUUGAAAAAAUGGAAGUUCGAAAUGUUCCAAUAACAAACAAACAAGAAAAUAGUAUCCAACAGACGAAUAAAGUAGAUCAAUCAACCAAUACAACUAUUAAAAUUAAAGAAAAGCGUACUAAACACUUGAAACAACAGGAAAAACUUGAUAGCUCAACUAAUACUGGUGUUGUGAAGAAAUCCAAAAAUCAUGAUAUAAUAAAAUAUAAAUACAAUGAAAUAAAUGCUACAAUGAAAGAUAACAGUACAGAAUCCCAGAAGGAACAAGACACUGAAAAGGAAGUUGAACAUGUAGAAAAUGUAGGGAGACCAUUGACUAGAAGAUAUUCUCUAAGCAGAAAAGAGAAAGGAGAACAAACGACAUCUUCAUCAGAUACUACUGAAGGCGAGACUUCCAAAAAUGAAACAGUGGUAGUUCAAGUACAUACAUCAAACACCAAAUCAGAGAAAAUAUCCGCUAAACGGACGAGAAGGAAAAGCAGUACUCCUGUUUCUGUAUAUUCAGGUCUUGAUACUCAAAAUGUAGUGUCCAAGGCAGAGCCCAAUGAAAAAUCUGUUGUUACUGUUGAGGGAGAUGAUGACCUCUUUUCGAAUGAUAUUAAAACUGAUAGUAAUUUAGAACAAAAGUCUCCAGUGUUAGCUAGGAGGACUCGUAGAGCACUUUCCACAUCAGAUGUCCCCAGAACAACUAAUCUCGACAACGUCAGUAUAGAUUGCGAUUUUACUAGCUCACCGAAAAUAAUAGACGAUGCCGCUAUGGUCAAACUCACUUUAAGGAAAAAAAGAAGUGCAAGCACGGACACUGUUAAAACGUUCUCGAGGUUGAGGACUAUGAAGAGAAAUAAAUCGACCGACGAAGUUGAAGAUAACGUAGUCGAAAGAAAAGCAAAAUCAGAAAUCCAAAUGCCUGUAAUUCCGGAGGAAACAACAGAGAAGGCAAAAGCAGGGAACAAAGCUGCAAGUGUUAUUGAUAAUUAUGCUACAGCAAGGAGAUUAACCAGGCGACAAGCAAAUUUAAUAAAAGAUGUGACAAUUUCCGCAGACACAGAGAGUUUAGAUGAAAUAUCGAAAAAACGAAUUGAUCUGGAACCUAUUGAUCCUAUCAAUUUAUUAGAUAAAGAAAUUUUUGAAGGAAAAUCUGAUCCCGACGAAAAUCGUGUGUACGAACCCUCCUCUCCUUCCGCUAGUACAGCCACUUCAGUCCAAAAAACUAGAAGAAGUAGAUCAAAUUCCGUUAUAUCUGAUGUUUCUGUAUCUCCUUCAACGCCUAAGAGGAGUGGAAGGGGUACUAGAAGUCAAACGAAAAGUCCUGCUGCCUCAGGUGUUUCAACAAGAUCUAGAAAGCAUUCCGAAUCGGGAUCGAUAGCAUCGGAAAAUUCUGAAUCAAGUCCGUCAAAAAAAACUAGGAAAGGAAAGAUGGAUGCAGACAAUGAUAGUGUGGCUAAAAGUACGCGUAGUAGAACUGCUUCAGUUUCAUCUUUGAAAUCUGAGGGAUCAACUUCUAGAAAAAUUGCCAGACCAAGGAGAUUAGUAUCCACUAAAUCCGACUUACCUGAAAUUAUAGAAGAGAAAGUUUCAGAAAACGUUGACAGCGCACUAACUCCAAGGAAAAAAAAUAAACCCGAUGAAAAACGUCGCGUUAAAAGUAAGACUUAGUCUAUAAAACAUCAAAAUGGUGUACCUUGUGGGUGUAAUAAAGAAUAUUUUGUUAAUAAUGAUUUUUUGUAUCAGGAAAUUUAUGAAAUCUAACUCAAGCUUAUAAUUAAGGACUUUACAUUUUUGUUAUUUCUAAUUUGUUGCUUAAAGUUCCGUAACAUUUAUCUAAUUACUACCAUGUAUUGUUAAAUACACAAGAAUUUAGUUUUUAUAAGAUAAUAAACUGUUAACUUCAUCAGUCAAAAAAUUUUUUACAGUAUAGUUUCUAAAGCUUGCAUUUGUAAAAAACCGAGUCUGUAAUCAAGAAUUAUGUCUUAUAAUAUGAACAAGAAUAUGAUAAUACUGAAAAUAGAUAAUUUUUAGUAGAAUAGAUAAAGUUGUUAAAUUUUUAGCUUUAUUAAUCUCUCUAUUAAUUUUGUAAAUACCAAAUUACUUCCAUAUGAAUGUAUUUCUAGAAUAAAAGUUAUUUGUGAACUAAUUUA